Molecule: messenger RNA, 3627 nt
Organism: Puccinia triticina
Lineage: Eukaryota; Fungi; Basidiomycota; Pucciniomycetes; Pucciniales; Pucciniaceae
Exons: 26
Coding region: 1-3627 (1208 amino acids)
Biological process (GO): mannose metabolic process; oligosaccharide catabolic process
Cellular component (GO): fungal-type vacuole membrane
Molecular function (GO): alpha-mannosidase activity; carbohydrate binding
Source: RefSeq, a predicted model, not a curated record
AUGUAUUUUAGUCUAGGAGUCCAAGAGGAGCGGAAAGGAGUCAGGCUCGAUUCCCCCGCGCCGGCGGCAACUGAAAAGUAUCUUCGCUCAAAGACUCAAACCGCCAAAGAGUCAGUCAAUUGUUGCAAGCAGAUAUUUUACCCCAGUUUGGACAUCGUAGCAAAGAUGGCUUCCGGUGCUUAUCCCUUAACGGAGUCUCUUCCCCGCACAAACCGGUUCAGGAGUGUCACCUUGGCACAUUUGAAGAACUUCGUUGGUGGCGACUACACCGCUCAAAACUUAACCUCGGCGCUUUAUGAGGCCCGAGAUGGCUCAGAGUCAGCCGUCAAACUCGAAGUUUGGUCUGCACCAAAAUUAUCGAAGCCUACGUUUGCCGAAGCGAUCCGUCAAAAUUAUAAAAAAAUCUCCAAAGGAUUUAAAUUUGGUCCGAGUUGGUCUAACCAUUGGGUCAAGGCAACCUUGACCGUCCCGAAGCAGUACCAAGAGAAAGAAAGGGUUCAAUUUGAGUUUGAUCCGGGAUGUGAAGCUAUGAUCUAUACAGCUGAAGGCUUGCCACUUCAAGGGAUCACAGGUGGUACCGAUGAUGCCAGAAGGGUCAACUAUAUUAUUCCAAAGCAAACCAGAUCAUUCCCCUUCCAAAUAUAUAUCGAAGUCUCUGCAAAUGCUAUGUUUGGUGUGCCCGAUGAAGGCAAACUUGAGCCUCAUGACGACGUAUUCUUUGAGCUGGCUACAGCUGAAAUAGCUGUGCCCCGUAUGGACGCUUGGGAUUUGCUCUGGGACUUCAGAGUGAUCUCGGGGUUGACAACCUCUCUUCCGGUCACCAGUCCCACUUGUCUCAAGGCACAAAGCGUGGCUAUGGAAAUUGUGAACACCUUCAAACCCGACGACUUCUCGACCAUUCCCGCUUGUAGAAAGAUUGCCGAAAAGAUUUUGGGAUCUGAUUGGGCCCAAAAACCAAUUUAUGAUCCCAAGUCUGAUUGUGACUUCGAAGGGGAUUCUGAAGGCGCUCCAGUGUUUGCUAUCGGGCACUGCCACAUUGACACCGCCUGGCUCUGGCCCUUUUCAGUUACUCAGCAAAAGAUAGCGCGCUCUUGGUCAACUCAGGUCGAUUUGAUACAACGCUACCCCGAAUAUCGGUUUAUAGCCUCUUCAGCACAGCAGUACAAAUGGCUCGAGGAGCUCUAUCCGCAAUUGUUCUCGAAAGUCAGACGGGAAGUUGAGAAUGGGAAGUUCUUGGUGACAGGUGGCUCAUGGGUUGAAAAUGAUACGAACAUGCCAUCUGGCGAAGCUCUUUGCAGACAAUUUCUAUACGGUCAAAGGUAUUUUAAGUCUAGGUUUGGGAAAUACACGGAUAUCUUUUGGUUGCCGGAUUCCUUUGGCUAUGCUUCCCAAAUUCCUCAAAUCUGCCGACAAUCAGGAAUUCCAUAUUUCUUUACUCAAAAACUAUCGUGGUCCGAGUUCAACAAGUUUCCACACACAUCUUUCAAUUGGAUCGGAAUCGACGGGACUCAAAUGCUUGUUCACAUGACACCAGUCGAUACUUACAACGCCCAGGGUAAUGUGGACGAAGUCUUGAAGGCGAUCAGUAAUCACAAAGAUCUAGAAUGGUCGGACAAAAGCCUACUCGUGUAUGGAAAUGGUGAUGGUGGAGGUGGACCGCUUGCUCCGAUGAUUGAGAAACUCCGUCGUAUCCGCUCAGUUGCCAACAACUCGUCGAACUCAGGAGUACCGAAAGUUACGCAAGGACCAUCGGUAUCUGACUUUUACAAGAUGCUGUUGAAAAAAACUCGAAACGGAAAGGAUUUGCCUACCUGGAAGGGAGAGUUGUAUCUUGAGUACCAUCGCGGAACGUAUACUUCGCAUGGGUCAAUCAAAAGAAAUAACCGAAAAUCCGAAAUCUUGUUACGAGAGAUUGAAUACUUUGCUACUCUGGCAUCUUUGUCUAGCAAAGAUACUGGUUAUGAAUAUCCUAAGGAUGAGCUAGAUUAUUUGUGGGAGAUAGUACUACUCUGUCAAUUCCACGAUGUUCUUCCGGGGAGCGCGAUUGCAAAAGUUUAUGAAGAUGCAGAAAAGCUUUAUGCCGAAGUUACUCAAAAGGGAAAAGAUCUUUUAGAAGCUGCACGUCAAGCCGCACUAUCUGGAAGCCAAGCGAUCGACGUCGCUUCAGCGUCGCCAAGCCGGGGCGGAAGUCUCAUUGGCUUGAACACGCUUUCGUUCCCGCGUCAAGAAGUUAUACGUGUUCCGCUCGAAAUGUACGAUGGCAGGUCUGCAUUCUCUGCCAGCAAGACAGAUGAUGACUCUGGUUUCGUAAUCGCCAAGGAUGGCUUUGGAAACGGCUUGCUCGAGCUCGAAAGUUUAUCCAACUUCAACGAAAACAUUCAACUCGCGACGGCUUCGGUCGUGAGAGAUGUGAAUACGGGUGAAGCAUGUUACUUCUUGGCCAACAAAGCUUUGACUAUCCAAAUCUCAUCUCGUGGAAGAAUAGUCAGCAUCGUCGACACCGAAUUAGGACGAGAAUUAAUUUUGUCUGGGCAGACCUGCGGUUUUGUAAUUUACCAAGACCAACCGCUCACUUACGAUGCCUGGAAUGUCGACAUUUUCCAUCUUGAUACGAAGGAGAGCAUCGAGGCGAUUAGCGUGAAAGUGGUGGAGCCUCGAGGCUUGCGAGCUAGUAUUUUGGUGGAAUGUGUCUAUAGAAAAUCUAAAAUAUCGGCAACUAUUUCACUUGAUGCCGUACCGGGAUCCCUCAAAAAAGACGCAUUAUCUUUGGUCAGGUUUGACACGACCGUCGAUUGGCACGAGCAACACAGGUUCUUGAAGUUCGAGGUGCCCCUCGACAUCAGUUCAGAUCAGGCAACCUACGAAAUCCAAUAUGGCGUCUUACAGAGACCAACACACAAAAAUACUACUUGGGAUGCUGCCAAGUUUGAAGUUUGUGGCCACCGUUUCGCUGAUCUCUCGGAGUUUGGAUAUGGAGUGGCGCUGCUGAAUGACUGUAAAUACGGCUAUGCAUGUGAAGGUUCUUACUUGAGGCUCUCGUUGUUGAGAGGCUCUACGAAUCCGGAUCCAAAACAAGACCAAGGCGUGCAUCACAUGUCCUUUGGCAUUCUGCCCCAUCGAGGCCAUUUCUUAGAAAGCGAUGUACCUCAAGUAGCAGCAGCCUUCAACAAUCCCAUUCACCUCAGAUAUGCUCCACGAAAAGUCUCAUCCAGAAGUUUGUUAGAACCUGUGACUGAGAUUUUCAAGUUGGAUGGAUUGGGUGCACGAAACGUGAUCUUGGAUACCAUCAAGAGAGGCGAAGACGAUACGUUCGGUUUCCACUCUCGAAAGCCGGUCAAAACUGUCAUAGUAAGAUUGUACGAAGCUUUCGGCGGUUCCGCAAAUGUUAAAUUAGUCACUUUGGUACAAGCCCAAGAAGUUUUCAUCGUCGAUGUCCUCGAAAGGGAGAUCGAAAAAAUCCAGAUAAAUCAACUGGAGGUGACGGCGAAGAAUCCUAAGUCUGAUCAUGAUGCCGGUAAUCCUCAACUGAAAUCAGUGAAAACCCAAGACGAUGAAUCCGUCAAGCAAGUCGUUGAAUUAAAAUUCAAGCCGUUCCAGUUCAUCACUCUCAAGUUCAUUGUAUCUUAA